Messenger RNA from Humulus lupulus (European hop), 804 nucleotides. Its product is annotated as endo-1,3;1,4-beta-D-glucanase-like. The record is from RefSeq and is a predicted model, not a curated record. The transcript has 6 exons. The coding region runs from base 244 to 804 and encodes 186 amino acids. Gene Ontology annotation, molecular function: hydrolase activity. NCBI's taxonomy places the organism in Eukaryota, Viridiplantae, Streptophyta, Magnoliopsida, Rosales, Cannabaceae.
CAAUUUUAAAAAAAUAAAAUAAAGACCAACUAAUACUAUCCUCCCUUUUUAAUAAUUCAUCCAUUAAAUAUGAUUAUAAAAAUAUUAAACAAAACAAAAUAAAUACAAUGACUUUUUUUUUUUACUUCUUCUCUCACGUCUCACCCUCUGUCUCUCUCCCUCCUCCUUCCCACAUUUCUGUUCUCAUUUCUCUUCUCUAAUUGUUCUUCAUAAGAAGGUUUUAUUUGGUGGUGGCCACAGAGCAUGGGCUCCCUAAUUUUGUGGUGGACUCUUAUUGUUCAAAUGCUGUCAUUUUUUUGUUGGAGCAGUGGAGCAGGACCUUUGUGUUGCUCAGACCCUCCAAUCCUUGAUCCACACAGUGGAGCAGGCCAUGUCGAGAAACUUGGUGGCCUUCCCACCUAUGUCAUCGGUUCUCCCUACUCUAAGCAUGCUGCUGUUCUUAUUUCUGAUGUAUAUGGAUAUCAAGCUCCAAACUUAAGGAAAGUGGCCGACAAAGUCGCAGCUGCUGGAUUCUUUGUGGCCGUUCCUGACUUCUUGAAGGGGGAUCCUUUUGUUCGUGCAGAUACUAAAAGGCCUAUGAGCGUUUGGAUUAAAGAUCAUAGCACGGACGAGGGAUUUGAAUUUGCCAAAGUAGUGAUUCAAGAUUUGAAAAAUAGAGGCUAUUCUGCAAUAGGUGCUGCAGGCUUUUGUUGGGGUGGUAAGUUUGUUGACAUACUUCUUUGUUUUCCAUUAUGGUCCAUGUGUAAUCCUCUUUGCAAUAAAGCGAGUUGUAGUCCACAAAAGGCCUAUUGCUGUAAAAUCUGA